Molecule: messenger RNA, 3844 nt
Organism: Mya arenaria
Lineage: Eukaryota; Metazoa; Mollusca; Bivalvia; Myida; Myidae
Exons: 2
Coding region: 391-1416 (341 amino acids)
Source: RefSeq, a predicted model, not a curated record
UUAUAAGACAAAGGAGUUAUAAAUUGAUUUAUAUUAAGCACUUAUACAUUUAAAUGCUCAACGGCAGGCAGUCAGGAGCUGGUCAGCGUGGUGUCUGGAUGUUCUUAUUUCAAUUAGUGUAACAUAACCUGUUUACACUUGAAGCGUGGCGGAAGUUGCGCAGUACGUCAUUGCAAUUUCCAAGCCCACGCAGAUGAUCAACAAGCAGCUUCGCUGUCGAAUAUUUUUUCAAUUGUGCAUUCUGAUGUGGAUUCUCGGGUUUACAACACUGAUGAAACCAGUGUUGUAACAGAGCAGUUGCAGUUGACAGUGAGCAGCCCAUGAGAGAACAGUUGCUCUUCCCAUCUGGCACCAUUUAAAAAAAAAAAAACUGGUUUCAAUUUCAGCACCAUGGUCAAGAAGAACCCUAAAUCUGCCAAGACGGGGAAACGUAAGGCAGACCCUGAGCCCAGCACCACUGGUGGGAAACAAAGCCGCCUUGCUGUCUUGUUGGCCAAUGUUAUAUCGAAAGACGAUGACAUUCUCCAGGAAAUCGGGGAUUUGAUCAACAGUGCCGGUGCUGCCAAACCAGACGGUACAGCUGUUUCGAUUGCGUCCUCUGAUUCAUCAGAGCAAGACCUUGCUUCAGUUGAUUCGCUUUAUAGCGAGGUUAAUACUGACUUUCCAUCUGAAAAUGCCGAACCAGAACAUGUUUCUUUGGGAGCUUUUUCAGCAAUUCACCCCCCGUUGGAUCAGAAACUUGCUGACAAAAUUCUAAAUGGAGAGUAUGUUGACUUUGCAUCCAUUAUCCAUAGGGACCAUCUUGGUGAAACAAUGACCAUCAAAAAAACAAACAACUCAACUGUGACUUCAAUACAGAAAGCAUCUGCUAAACAAAUUACUGAAAUUGACCAAUGGAAUAAGGCUUUUCAAAUAUACGCAGACAUAUACUCAGCAAAAUAUCAUUCUCAAGCACCACAACUUUUCCGGUACAUGUCCAUCAUCCAAAAUCUCUCCCAUAACUCGCAACAAUGGAUUGCCUAUGAUGAAAAAUUUAGGCGUCUGCGUGCAGCAUCACCAUCCAUUCCUUGGGGAACUAUACAUACAGAAACAUACCUUUUCUGCUGUAUGAUGAACAGUUCCUUUCGUGGCCCCUCAAAGUUCAAUUCUAGGCCACACUCAAACAAAAUCCCUGCACAUAUCCUAUACAAGAAAGGUUACUGUUGGGAGUUUCAAGAAUCAGGAGCCUGCAACAAACUCAAAUGCACAGUUUCUCACCAAUGUAGCAACUGUGAGGGGCCCCACGGUGCCUGUGGAUGCCCAAAGCCAUUCCAUGCACCAAAGAGAUCCCCAUACCCAACAGUUCAUGGUCAAAGACCCCAUCAACUUUCCAAACAAGUCAACCUGCCAACACAUCAGCCUCAUAAAAGAGACUGAUUUCCCUCUGCCCACCCCGGUGCUCAUCCACAAGUUCAUAGAUUACCUUCAUGGUUAUGACACCGAUAAAACACAGUUUCUUGCCAAAGGUUUCAGUGAGGGAUUUCCUCUUGGUACAGAGGGAAUCCUUUCACCACAUACUGCACAAAACCAUUCUUCUGUGCAUACUCACUUCACAUUUGUUCAAAAUAAACUCUCAAAGGAAGUGACCCGGGGUCGCAUAAAGGGUCCAUAUAACACCCCUCCACUAAAAAACUUUGUCUGUAGCCCGCUGGGAGCCGUACCAAAACGUACCCCAAACUGUUUUCGUCUUAUCCACGAUUUAUCAUUCUCACCUUCAGCAACCUUGCCUGCUGUGAACUCACUUAUACCAAAACAAAAUUCUGCGGUAACAUUAGAAACAUUUGACCAUGUUGCCUCUCUCAUUCUGCAAUGUGGACGUAACUCAACCAUCGCAAAAGCUGAUAUCGAAGAAGCGUUUCGAAUUAUCCCAAUGUCACCAUUAGACUACCACAAACUAGGUUUCACCUUCGAUAACAAAUAUUAUUUUGACACGGUUUUACCAAUGGGUGCUUCAUCAUCAGUUGCCAUAUUUGAAGCUUUCUCUUCGAGUAUUCAAUGGGUCUUACAACAUAAACUCAAGGUCAACUUCGUAUCUCACAUUAUUGAUGACUUCAUCUUUGUGGGUCCGGCUGGAACUCAAACUUGUUCAAAUUCCCUAAAGACUUUCCUGAAUUUUGCUAAAGAUAUCGGUCUGCCAAUUAAGGACUCAAAAACAGUACAUCCCAACACUUCAGCAGAAGUGCAUGGAAUUCUAGUGGAUACCACUUCAUUAACUGCCAAGCUGCCUGCAGACAAAGUCAGUUUGCUCCGUGAUCUCUUAAAAAGCUUCAAACAUCGUAAAAAGGUUACACUAAAAGAAUUACAAUCCCUUUUAGGUCACCUCAAUUUUGCAUGCAAAGUUAUAAAACCAGGCCGCUGCUUUUUAAGGCGCCUUUAUGACCUGACCAUUGGUGUUAUCAAACCUCACCAUCAUAUUCGCAUGACCAGCGAAACUAGAGCCGAUCUUGCUCUAUGGCAUGCCUUCCUAGAUAACUACAAUGGUUGCACACUUUUAACAGGGGAACGAUUUAUUCCUUCUACAACCCUGAAAUUGUUUUCUGACGCCGCAGGGUCAAAAGGGUUUGCGUGCACCCAUGGUUCUUCCUGGACAUUUGGUAUCUUCCCUGAAAAGGUCAAACAUCACCAUAUCAAUAUUCUUGAACUGUACCCAAUUGCACUUGCUGUGACAAUGUUUGGCCACCUCUGGAGAAACAAAAACAUAUUAUUUAUUUGCGACAACAUGGCCGUUGUUUAUUGCUUGAACAAACAGACAUCAAAAGACAAAAUUAUGAUGAAACUAAUAAGAGCUAUUGUUCUGACUGCUUUGGAAAACAAUUUCUGCUUUCAUUCCAAACACAUUAGCACUAAGAACAACACAAUAUGCGACUUGCUUUCCCGUUUGCAGGUUAGCAAAGCAUUGACAUUGGCUCCUCACCUCAACAAAACGCCUUUACCAAUACCACUCAUCAUGAGCCCACACAAAUUGAUGCAGUUAAACAACAGCUGUUGAUUGCAUCUCUUGCAUAAUAUACUACGCAAAAUCUGCUCACAUCUAUCUCCUCAAAACUCAAAAAGGCAAACCAGGUGUGCAAUACAACACGUUGUCACAUAACAAUUAUGGUGGAUGUUGGUUGUGCAUCCAUUUCACAUGGCACUUUUUCAUGCCAAUUUUUCUUCCUUUUUAACAAUUAGGGACAUUGGUAGUGUGUCUCAAUCAUCUUGAAACAUGUGCUUUGAUAAUCAUUGUAGAUACUUGUGUUAUAUGUAUAUAUUUUCCAUAGGCUGUUAAUUUGUGUGUAUGUAUAUCUGUCUAAAUGUGCCAAACUUACAUUUUACUUUGACAUGACUCCUUAUGUGUCAAAUCUUUUGACAAAUGUUUCUAAUCAUGUUUACCUUUUUGUUGUUAUUUUAGAUAUGUGUCAAUGACUGCUUUUUCAAUGGGCAGUACCUUUACACUUCAAUUUACCUAUACUGUACCAUAUGUUUGUAUAGGUUCACAUGUAUUAUACAUUGUCAACUUUCUUUAUUUCUUCUAAACUUGCCAUUUUAUUUUUUUUAUUUUUACAUAAAAUUUUUUUUAUUGUUAUUAUUUUUGUUUCUUUAUUAAUUUUGGUAGUUUUUGCUACCUUGAAGUAUUAUUCUCUAGUCAUUAUUGAAUACGAAUAUACUUGCGCUCUCCCCUCCUUUGGUUGGACUUGGUUUGGGACUUUUUUGUACGCCCAACUUUAUGGGACUUGUACUUAUAAUUUCACUCAUAAUCUCAAUUAUAUAAUAAUCAUACAAUAAAUAUUGGCUGGUGAAAAUGCACCAGCCCUUUUCAAUCCAA